UCUGGUUGGAUGGUUGGUUUUUAUUCUCGUUUUUGUGGAGGGGAGAAGAGAACGCUUCCUCUCUCUCUUACCUCUCUGUCUCUCUCUCUUCCUCUCUCUCUCUCUCUCUCUCUCUAACGGAAUUCUUGUUUGGUUUGGUUUUGUGAUUGGUUUUGGUUGAUCGGAGCGUUGGAGUGGUGGUGGUGGUGGGUGGUGAUUGGGUUGGGUUGGGUUGGAUUGGAUUUGGGGUAAUGGGAGUUGCGGUGGGGAGUGGUAGACUGAGACCGCGGUGGUGAUGGAGCGAUGGAGUUCGACGCCGGAAUUCCGAUGUCCCGAGCGGCGGCGGCGGUGGCCGUGACCGAGGGAGCCUCGAUGUCACCGUCGUCCUUGAACGAAGAUGCAAUGUGGCAAAUGAACUUGAUAUCAGGUGAACCAAUGGAACCUGGGCUGUAUCCUGAGCGUCCUGGGGAGGCAGAUUGUUCCUAUUACAUAAGAACUGGCCUCUGUAGAUUUGGGGCGACUUGUAGAUUUAAUCAUCCUCCUAACAGGAAGCUGGCUAUUGCCACUGCAAGGAUGAAGGGGGAGUUUCCUGAAAGAAUAGGGCAACCAGAAUGUCAGUACUACUUAAAGACAGGAACUUGCAAGUUUGGAGCCACAUGCAAGUUUGAUCAUCCUAGAGACAAGGCUGGGGUUGCUGGAAGAGUUUCGUUAAAUAUUUUAGGCUAUCCACUUCGCCCGAAUGAGACUGAAUGUGCCUAUUAUCUAAGAACUGGGCAAUGCAAGUUUGGAAGCACUUGUAAAUUCCACCAUCCUCAACCAACUAAUAUGAUGGUUUCGUUAAGUGGUUCUUCUGUUUAUCCAACUGUUCAGUCUCCAACUACUCCUGGUCAGCAGUCAUACCCUGGAGGAGUUACAAACUGGUCAAGAGCAUCUUUUAUUCCUAGUCCACGCUGGCAAGGACCUUCGAGUUAUGCACCAAUGCUUCUGCCUCAGGGAGUGGUGUCAGUUCCUGGGUGGAAUGCAUACAGUGGUCAGCUUGGAUCAGUCUCAUCUUCAGAGACCCAGCAGCAAUCAUUGGGAAACAGUCAGAUUUAUGGAACUUCACGCCAGGGUGAACCAGCUAAUGCAGGAUCUCAAGGGACAUUUUCUCCAUUUCGUUCAGGCUCUGUCCCUGUAGGGUUCUAUGCAUUGCAAAGGGAAAAUGUAUUUCCUGAGAGACCUGGCCAGCCAGAAUGCCAGUUUUACAUGAAGACUGGUGAUUGUAAGUUUGGUGCAGUUUGUCGGUUCCAUCAUCCUAGAGAAAGACUAAUUCCUGCUCCAGACUGUGUCUUGAGUCCCAUAGGCCUUCCUUUACGUCCGGGAGAGCCUAUAUGCAUCUUCUAUUCUCGUUAUGGAAUCUGCAAAUUUGGUCCAAGUUGCAAGUUUGAUCACCCUAUGGGAAUUUUCACAUAUAAUAUGUCUGCAUCAUCUUCGGCUGAUGCCCCUGUCCGACGUUUGCUGGGGUCAUCAUCAGGAACUGCUGCAUUAAAUUUGUCAUCAGAAGCACUUGUUGAAGCAGGCUCGGCAAAGCCCAGGCGACUUUCACUAUCAGAGGCUAGACAGAUGCCUUCUGGGGACGAUAAUAUUGACACAGAAGGCUGAAGACAUGAGUUAUUUACUUUUUACAAUCUUUUGAAGGUUAAACAAGAGUUAUCUGUAAAUUCAUUUCCCAUUGCUGGAGAUGUACAGAGUUCAUGUCAAGUCGAUUCUGUUCUGCUGAAAGUGGAUUCAAGUUGACAGACUUGACUCUCCUGAAUUUCAUAUCACUGCAUUGUAUAAAAUCUGCAAAUAUUGUCACAUAUGGUAAAAUCCAAUGUGAACAUUUCAUCUGCCCGAAAGCUGAUCUUUCUGAUUUUAAUGUGUAAUUUUUUUUUCCCUGUACUUUAUGUAAAACAUUUUUUUUUUGCAAGUUUUGAUAGCCUCAUUCUGGCUUUCCCUUGAAU
Molecule: messenger RNA, 1961 nt
Organism: Corylus avellana
Lineage: Eukaryota; Viridiplantae; Streptophyta; Magnoliopsida; Fagales; Betulaceae
Gene: ZFN1
Product: zinc finger protein 1
Molecular function (GO): mRNA binding; metal ion binding
Source: RefSeq, a predicted model, not a curated record